GUUCGUCUUAAACUCUAAGCCACGUGUGGUGGCUUCUCAUUGUUUCGUGGUGUUCAGUUCAUUUAGUCCACAACGACAUAAAAGGUAACACACCUCGUCGUGAAAAUCAGUCCAGCAAUGAUGGCGAAAAGGUCUUUGGAGGAUUGUGAUUGCUGUUAACCUCCCAUAGUUUGGUUGGCGUGGCGGAGGUUGCCCAGAGAUUCACAAAUGAACAAUCUUCGAAGGUCUUUCAUUCAAAACUGCUGUGAAUGGUUUUACGCAGCGUGCCACCCUGCCUUGCCCCGGUCUAUUUCCCAUAUCCAGCCAGAGUGCAUUGCUUGAUGGUUUUGAAAAAAAAAAAGAAAAAAAAAAAAGAAAUGCAGCGAGGCUGUCGUUGACAUGGCGGAGCCGAGUGAUGGACAUUUUCGUCUGCUUUCUUGGUCGAUGACGACCCGUAAUUUAUGGAUGGUCGUCUAGUGUAUUUUCACGCGAUGAUGUCUGACACACGAUAUAGUCGAUGGGACAGUUGGAUGUAUUCCCAUCGCACUUUUUACCUUCCUCCUGCUCAGCAAACGAACGUGACUGCGUGACAAGGAUAACACCCGCACCGCCAACACGUUCCGUCAAACAUGUACGCUUAUGCAAGUAUGCACAGCGCACACGAAGAAAGUCUAAUAACAUCUAAUGUAGGCUACCGCCAUGCACUCCAUCCAAGUUUUCUCACCUUGGAAGUCGUUCACCGCACGUGAUUUCAUCGGUUGUCCUUUCGUCUUCUACGCCAGCCCUGGGAAUAAAGAAACUCUUUGGAGAAAGAAUGAAGAGCUUUGCGCGUGGAUGUUUGCGGGGUGCUGACAAAAGUAUAACAAGCUCGUAACCAGAAAAAAAUGGGGCUCGUCCAACGCCUUCUGGGAUCCGGCGGGCAAUUUGAAACGAGAACAACAGUGACCAGCGCAUCGUCAUUUCUGUUUUCCCUAUCCUUCGUCAAGGCCUACAUGUCUUCGUUACUAUUUGUUACAGCCCUACAGGGUUUCUGGAUGCCAUGGAUUCUCAUCCAUCACCAGCCGCAAGGGGCUUCAGCCGUUUCAUGGGAAGAUUGGUGGACCUACGAAGGAAUCUCAGGACCGGCAUUUUGGGGCCUGAUCAAUCCAGAAUGGUCCAUGUGCAACCGAGGACGUCGUCAAUCACCGAUCAACAUUGAGCCGUCUCAGCUCCUCUUCGAUCCUAACCUGCGACCGCUUCAUAUCGAUAAGAACACGGUGGCGGGUUAUUUGACCAAUAUGGGCCAAGGACUGAUUUUCACGGUGGACAAUAGCAGUAAGCCGAGCGUUAACCUGACCGGCGGACCACUCUCCUAUAAAUACGAAUGGCACCAAAUGGCACUGCAUUUUGGAUUGAACAAUCAGACGGGUUCCGAGCACACGAUCGCCGGCCGGGCAUUCCCAGCCGAGUUACAAGUCUUCGGAUUCAACACUCAACUGUACAGCACUUACAGCGAAGCCCUGGACUCGCCGAACGGCAUUGUCGCCAUCUCCGUUCUCAUCCAGAUUGGCGAUACGUCGCAGCAGACGACCGAGUUUCGCCUCUUGAUGGAGCACAUCACGAAAAUCGAGCGACACGGCUCGACAAAGAUAAAGAGAGGGUUGCUCCAACCAGGGCAAGAGCGGUCCAUGCCGGCGCUCAGUCUCAAGCUCCUCUUGCCGCCAACAGAUUAUUACAUCACGUACGAAGGAUCAGCUACGACUCCGGCGUGCCAAGAAACGGCCACAUGGAUCGUGUUCAACCGUCCUCUUUACAUCACCGAACAACAGUUAUAUGCCUUGAGGGGCUUGAAACGAGGUUCUCCCAAUCCCAAUCACAACCAACUGAUCAAGUCUUCAUUUUCGUCGCCGUCCUUGUCAAUAACGGCUGAUCCCAUGGGCAACAAUUAUCGGCCCAUCCAGCCGACUCAUCAUCGACCUGUUCGCACCAAUAUUGACUUCACUUCGUCAGAGCGAGGGGAAAAGGCUUGCGCCACGAUGCACCGGGAUAUGCACUAUCGAGCCAACACGUUCUGGCAACCGUGACGCCUUGAUUUCGUCUGACGGGAACUUCAUCCUCGUGUAAAAAGAAACGAAAAAAUAUUUGCCAUCCCGGAAGAAAUGAACUAGUUUCAUCAACUCACCGCCAUCCCGCUAUUAUUCCAUCAUCGUCACAUCUUCCACUUGAAAUCAUUUUUUCACCCUGCAUAGCGAAAGCAAACAAAGGCAUUGAGCUUCGUCAUUUUUUUUUUUUUUUCGUUGUUAUUUGAUUUUUCUUUUUCGGUUCGAGUCAUCUUCUUGGCCAUUUAAUUGGCACAACUUUUCAAAAGCGUUUGAAAGACUUGGGAUGUUUAAAAUUGCCAUCGGGUGACGAAAGGUUUUAGUUCGUUUUAACGCUAAAGGGUGCUGUGUACAUAUAGACAUUUAAUGAUGUAGAGGCCGUGUGGUCUGAUACGUGUAGACCUAAUAAUGAAAACACGUUAUCUUGUGUGUAGCGCAUUUUUUUUUUUUUUUUG
This is a messenger RNA of Daphnia carinata, 2512 nucleotides long. RefSeq names its product carbonic anhydrase-related protein 10-like. Gene Ontology annotation, molecular function: carbonate dehydratase activity; zinc ion binding. The transcript has 14 exons. NCBI's taxonomy places the organism in Eukaryota, Metazoa, Arthropoda, Branchiopoda, Diplostraca, Daphniidae. The record is from RefSeq and is a predicted model, not a curated record. The coding region runs from base 864 to 2042 and encodes 392 amino acids.